Messenger RNA from Nicotiana tabacum (common tobacco), 1828 nucleotides. Its product is annotated as arabinosyltransferase RRA3-like. NCBI's taxonomy places the organism in Eukaryota, Viridiplantae, Streptophyta, Magnoliopsida, Solanales, Solanaceae. Gene Ontology annotation, biological process: root hair cell development. The record is from RefSeq and is a predicted model, not a curated record. Gene Ontology annotation, molecular function: glycosyltransferase activity.
UAAAAACCCACGUUGAAUAAAAUAUUCUAACCACAGCGGUGCCACUACCCAUUGAACCCCUUCCGAUUACACUCUCUCCUCUUACAUACAGAGAAGACUUCGUAGACUUUGAUUCAUUUCCAUAAUCAAAGAUCCAAACUUUUUAAAGUUUUCAAAACCCAUAUCAGCUUAAUCUUGUACACCCAUUUUCUGCAUUUCAUUUCUUUUACCAAGCAGUGUUUUUUCUUCUUUUUUAAUUUUUAAAAAGUUUGAGUAAUCUUUACACCAUGCUAUAGAAAAUAAGGACUUUGUGUAAUUCAAAAAAAAAGAAAAAAAUUGUGUCUUGGGUGUGACGGAAAAAUGGCGGGUCGUAGGGAGAAGUAUGGGCAAUCAAUAAGAGGAUCUCGAAUUGCUGCAGCAAUUGCGAUCGGUGUUCUUUUGGGCUGUGUCUUUGCUUUCUUGUAUCCUAAUGGAUUCUUCUCUCCCGAUCCACCUCACCCUCUUUCUAAAUCCAAUCUUCAGGUUGGCUCAUCCAAUUGUGAAUCCACGGAGCGGGUAAACAUGUUGAAUUCCGAGAAUAGGAAGUUGUCUGAGAAGAAUGCAGAGUUGCAAAGGCAGGUGAGAGAGCUAAAUCAAAAGCUUCAGGUGGCUGCUCAGGGAAACGGUCGUGCUCAGGAGCAACUUGUGGUGUCAAGUCAACCUCAGAAAGCUGGGCCUUUUGGAACUGUCAAAAGUUUGAGAACUAACCCUCCUGUUGUGCCCGAUGAGUCGGUGAACCCAAGAUUAGCAAAGAUCUUGGCAGAGAUUGCAGUUAGCAAAGAGGUCAUAGUUGCACUUGCCAAUUCAAAUGUUAGAUCCAUGCUGGAGGUUUGGUUCAACAGUAUUAAAAAAGUGGGUAUUCCCAAUUAUCUGGUUGUGGCGUUGGAUGAUGCUAUAGUGGAUUUCUGCAAGGAAAAUGAUGUCCCCUUUUAUAAAAGAGAUCCUGAUGAUAAUGUCGAUUUUAUUGGAAAAAAUGGAGGCAACCAUGCUGUCUCAGGAUUGAAGUUUCGAAUUUUGAGGGAGUUUUUGCAGCUUGGUUACAGUGUCCUCCUUUCUGACGUCGAUAUUGUGUAUCUGCAAAAUCCUUUUGAUCAUUUAUAUCGGGAUUCAGAUGUCGAAUCAAUGUCUGACGGUCACAAUAAUAUGACAGCUUAUGGUUAUAAUGACGUUUUCGAUGAACCUUCAAUGGGUUGGGCUCGAUAUGCACAUACAAUGAGGAUAUGGGUUUAUAAUUCUGGCUUCUUUUAUAUCCGGCCAACGAUUCCUUCAAUCGAGCUCUUAGAUCGGGUUGCUGAUCGGCUUACUAAGCAGCCAAAUUCCUGGGACCAGGCAGUUUUCAAUGAAGAGCUCGCCUUUCCAUCACAUCCCGGGUAUGUUGGCCUUUAUGCUUCCAGGAGAACAAUGGAUAUCUAUCUGUUCAUGAAUAGCAAGGUCCUAUUCAAGACUGUAAGAAAAGAUGCUAAUCUGAAGAAGUUGAAACCGGUUAUAGUUCAUGUAAACUAUCACCCGGACAAGUUUCCUAGAAUGAAAGCAGUUGUUGAGUACUAUGUCAACGGCAAGCAGGAUGCGCUGGAUGCAUUCCCAGAUGGUUCAGAAUAAUAGCAGCAGCUGCUGAAAUUGGACCUUACAUUGAGAGCUAGGCCAGCUAUAUUCUCUGUCGUACUAUUUUGUCUUUACAUACAGGUAGCUCAGUUGAUUCUCCCUUUUGGAUCAAUGUGUAAUACCAACCAACUUUUGCUUCUAUGUUCAAAACUUGUCUCUCUUUCACCAUAGUAGUAGUUCUAUUCGAAAAUCUUGCAGGAUUGUGCUU